AUGGUUGCUCCUACGGCCUUGAAGAAACUUGAAAACAUUCAGGAUGAUGUGCAAGCUGCGAAUUGCGGCGUUUCUCGCAUUUUAGGGGGGAAAAACGAGCCCAAAUUGAAGGAAACCGGUGAUGAUGACGACGACGACGAUGUUUUGAUGGAUGGUGAAGCAUCAGGCGACAAACCGGCUGAAAACGAUCCCAAGAAGGAAUCCAGGAAUGGCGUUGUGCUGGACGACACUGGAAAGCCACGUUUUAGCUCAGCAUCGGCAGACCCAGAAGCAAAAGUAAAGCCGGAAUCGCGCAAAGUGCCGGUUCCUCCUCACCGAAUGACGCCGCUACGGAACAACUGGACAAAAAUAUAUCCGCCCCUCGUUGACCAUCUGAAGCUGCAAGUGCGGAUGAAUCUUAAGACGAAAACCGUCGAACUCAGAACGCAUCCUAAACACACCACAGACCCUGGAGCUUUACAAAAAGGAGCCGAUUUUAUCAAGGCGUUCACGCUCGGCUUUGAUCUGGAUGAUGCAAUCGCGUUGUUGCGGCUGGAUGAUUUGUACAUCGAGACGUUCGAAGUCAAAGACGUCAAGACCCUGACGGGCGACCAUCUUUCAAGAGCCAUCGGGCGUAUUGCCGGGAAAGACGGCAAAACCAAGUUUGCUAUUGAAAAUGCGACGAGGACCCGAAUCGUGCUGGCAGACUCCAAGAUUCACAUUUUAGGCGGUUUCACGCAUAUUCGAAUGGCUCGUGAAUCCGUUGUGAGCUUGAUUUUGGGGUCUCCACCAGGAAAAGUUUACGGGAAUCUCCGUGUUGUCGCCUCUAGGCUUAAGGAGCGCUACUGA
Lachancea mirantina is the source of this 828-nucleotide messenger RNA. NCBI's taxonomy places the organism in Eukaryota, Fungi, Ascomycota, Saccharomycetes, Saccharomycetales, Saccharomycetaceae. The record is from the annotation of a GenBank genome assembly.